Molecule: messenger RNA, 807 nt
Organism: Ectocarpus siliculosus
Lineage: Eukaryota; Phaeophyceae; Ectocarpales; Ectocarpaceae
Source: the annotation of a GenBank genome assembly
AUGGGCACCGCGCCCGGCUUCAGUUGCGGGGGGUUGCAGCUGUGUGUGCAGUGGCCUCCCGGCGACCUGACGUGCCUGUGGGUGGUCAAGUCGGGUGUGACAUUUCAGAUUUGUCGAACCAGCCGGAGUCAAAAAAGAGGAUCCCUGGCCUCGCUGAUGUUCGAGGAUGACCGCGGACGGCAUGGCCAAGUGAACUUCAAGAGGCGCCACGUUGACGGAGAGGUUGAGCUGACGAACGAUGGGGGCAGGACGUGGCUGGCGUUCAGGCUGUUGCGCCCUCCGUUUCUGAACGGCGAACCGGAGCGCAAGGAAUCAGCCUCGACUCUCUUCGAUCUGGAGUCCAUCCUUUCCGUUUUCGGAGAAAUAUUUCGCAAUGGAAGCCUUUGGGAGCUGGACGGCGGGUUUGACAGGAGGAUGCCCGAGAAGCUCGGGCGCGUCGGAGACAUGUCCCCGAACGGCGCCUUCGGGCGGUGCCUUGUCUACCGCAUCGACGUCUCCGACCUGUUGGAGGACAAGAGCGAGCGAGCAAGGCUAUUCCAGGAGCUCUUUGCGUUCCGCCUCUGCACCGAGCCUCGCCCCCGGCAAGACCACCUUCUAUCUCCCGUCCGCGUCCACACGUACGCCUCAGGGCAACCGCUGAACGGCUGGGACAACCUGCCGGAGUACAGCAGGUUGCCGUAUAGCGUCAAGUUCCUCAUCGAGUGCCUGACGUCCAGCCUCAAGAUCGACGCUUUCGGUGUGGACAAAGAGGCGGUGUCCCUCCUCGCGAUGGCGGGUGAAGAGAGGGCCUGCCUGGCCCUAAGGUAA